This is a messenger RNA of Kickxella alabastrina, 2042 nucleotides long. RefSeq lists its product as uncharacterized. Gene Ontology annotation, molecular function: protein binding. Bases 288 to 1934 code for a protein of 548 amino acids. The transcript has a single exon. The record is from RefSeq and is a predicted model, not a curated record. NCBI's taxonomy places the organism in Eukaryota, Fungi, Kickxellomycota, Kickxellomycetes, Kickxellales, Kickxellaceae.
CGCGCGUGCAGCCCAGCUGACACUGUGAGUUGCGAGUUGAGAAUUGCAACUCACGGCUUGCAAUUUGAAACUGAUAUCGAUAUGAAUGUUUUUCCGAUGUCGUACUUGUUUCAACUCCGCUCAUAGCCUUGGUCCUUUCUUCGGUUUCAUUUCAAUAUUUAAACUAUCAAACCAUUUUGUCAGCGCGGUUAGCUCGCUAUACAACACACUCGCUCACUUGUGCCAUUGCAGCGUACCAGCAAGCCUCCGCACAUUGCUACUUGACACCUCGCUACACGCCAGCAACGAUGAAGGACCCGUCGGCGUACGCCAAGCUGCCGUUUGAGGUGCUCGAUCUCAUCUGCCACAUGUCCGAUCGGCAAACCCUGAACUCGCUACAGCACGUCAGCAGGGUGUGGCGCCGCCUCAGCUUGCCCUUAUUGUGGAAAAGCAUCGACAUAAGCGACUGGGAGUACAGGGCCAGUGCAGACAGGGUACACGCAGUAUACGGCCGGCUCGUGCACACAAUGGAAUACCGGAGAUGCCAGAGACGGCGUGGGAAUUCGCACAGCUCGUCCGCCCCAGCUUCCCCGCAGGCAGUAAGCGGGAAAACUAAAACAGAUAUCUUGUGCGAAUGGCUGGGGAUGCGUUGGGAAAAUGUAAGGCGAGUAGCUAUUGGCGCCUGGCCGCCGUACAACAUCCGCCGUGUUCAACAGGUGCUCGCUACAUGCAAUCCUCAGCUCAGGGUGCUUAUUCUCGAGGGCGCCGCUGCCGCUUGGGCUGAGACAAUGCAGCGUGCAGUCACUGCCCAUCCAUAUUUGCAAGGCCUUCACAUCACAGAAGACAGCCGCGCGCUUCUGCCGCCGGCUGCCGACGAACAUUACAGGAGGUCGCAAGUUCGCUUUCUUUUUCUUUCUAAUGGGGCCGGCGCGUCACUGACCCAACUCACCGUGCCAUGCAUUGUAGAGUCUGCAGUGCAGCUUCUCGGGCAGCUCUCUGACUUGCUACCGCUGCUGCAGACUCUGGACCUCCGUCAAGUCGACGCCGGCGCCGCCAGCAAACUGUCUAUUAACUUGCCCCCAAUGCUCAGACACCUAAAGAUUAGCGGCCAAUACCCCCUGAGCAUGCGCAUGUUUGGCCACCGCCACGCCAAAGGCACAGCCGGUGCUUUGAUGGCUGCCAGUCUACACUCACUUUCAGUCACUGGACUGCGCAGCGAGGAGGCCGCAUGGCGAGAGUCCGAUACCUUUUGGACACCCAUCUUGCAGCACAAAUGGGCGCUACUGACAGGGCUGGUUAUUCCUGUUGCCCGCCCAGAGCUGAGUUUGCUUAUCGGCACAAACUGCUCAAAACUCGAGAGGUUACAAUUUAUUUACGCCGGCAGCUCAAUCAACCAGCAGCAGAACAACCUGUGGGCCGCUAAGCUCACGUGCCUUCCUCAGCUUCGCCAUUUGGACAUUGCCAGCUCUAACAACGAGUAUGAAGGAUGCAGCCUCUCGUCUCGUCUGGUUACCGGGUGCAUUUGGAAAACGCAAUGGCUACACUCCCUUUAUGUGUCUCGUUUGUCGCUAUCGACAGAUGCGCUGAGCGCGUUGUUGAGAAUGCUUCCAUACCUGCAUACACUGUGGUUCACAUUUGACGCCAAGCCUAGGACCAACGAUAGCCUAGAACAGAUUGGAACAGACUGUUGUCCAGUAAUGCAGUGCCGCCUGCAAUACCUUGUAAUCCAUGCUGUCAUUACAAGGGACUGCAACCGAUCGGCUGCGUAUACCUCCGAGUCCGACAGUGAGCAGACUGGCAGCGGCCCCACAAAUGUUCUGUCAGCAUGUCUCGCCGAGCUCCCUUCUGUCAACAAAUGUCGCCUGCCAAUGUUCACAUUUCCAGAUGAACAGCGACACUGGCUGAAAUGCCAGUUCCCACGAAUCAACUUUAAGAAGUAUGCGCCACCAUAUUAGCCCCUGCUGCAAUACACUAGUGUAAAUGGAUUUUUAGAAUUUAUAGAUAUUUAUAGCGAAACUCCAGAUUACUAAGCAGGGGGUUUUCAAAACCCGUCCCCCUCCCAG